Actinia tenebrosa (Australian red waratah sea anemone) is the source of this 1594-nucleotide messenger RNA. Its product is annotated as cuticlin-6. The record is from RefSeq and is a predicted model, not a curated record. Lineage: Eukaryota; Metazoa; Cnidaria; Anthozoa; Actiniaria; Actiniidae.
CGAUUCACGCAAUAAUCAUUGGGCGGCGGGUUUAUUGCAGCUGGACCAGUUUGUUGGCUGAUUGUCAGCUGAAUGUCUCUGGAUCAUUAUCAUAAAUAUAAUACUACCCUAAGUAUUGCCCCAUCUCAUCUGUCCUGCUGUUACUAGCCCUAGUAGCACCGACUCAAUAGAAAACGGUAGAACUUUGUCUUCUGGUUGUGAAGGGGGCAGUUGUGUUAUGUUAUGUAGAAUCUAACAAACCUCUCUACAUCAUGGCGACGUUCAACGGUUAUUUGUCUUUGGUUAUUUUCCUUUUAAAGAUGUUUUAUGCAGAUGAAUCGAUGUUCUCACAAGCCCAGCAAGUUUGUCCUAUCUCCAUGGAUACCGUGUUCUUACUGGAUGGCUCUUCAAGUAUUGGUCAAAGUGACUUCGACAAGAUGAAGGAAUUUAUCAUAAGUGUCCUUGAACAUUUCAGAAUAUCUGAAAAAGAAUCUCAUGUUGGAGUGGUUCACUAUAGUGAUAGUCCUUCAACCAAGGUCUUUCUUACUGAUGUCCAGAACACCUCAUCAAUUUACACUAAGAUCCGUGCUAUGCCGUUCAUUGGAGGAAACACACACACAGAUCUGGGACUGAACGAGUCACGGUACUUGUUUUUAGAUGGAAGUCGUCUAAAUGUUCCUCGUGUACUUAUUGUUAUAACUGACGGUGAAAGCAAUGGUGACAGCGUGGUUGUGGACUCUAACCUUCUGAGAGAUGAUGGUGUAUUCGUUCUAGCCCUUGGUGUAGGACCUCGAGUCAGCACGGUAGAGCUACGUCAAAUGGCAACCACCUUUGACCAUGUCUAUCAGUUUACAUCCGCUGAUCAAGUACAAAGUCAGAAAGCAAAAAUAGCUAGUGCCAUUUGUGCAGUGACGAGGAAACCACAGCUUUACUUCACCUUGGUAACAAACAACUCCGUGAUGGUUGGUCACGUGAUCACCAGUAGUCACGUGAUUGAUGACGUAGCCUGUGCAUUCAAGUGUUUAAAUAACGAACAGUGCUUUUCAUUUGACUUUAUGUCUGCAUCCAAUACAUGCCAACUCAACUAUUCAACGAAACAAGCCACUCCAGAUGACGUCAUUUCGGACGAUGAAUCCAUUCAUUAUGACAUGACGUUUUCUCUUCAAUAAUGUGCCCUUUUCCGGUUUUAGUUAAAAUGAAAUUAGUAAAGAAGCUAUGUAGAAAGACGCAUUAGACAACUGAUUUGGAACCGGAAGUCAUUUGUCAUACGAAUGACGUCAUAUUUGAAGUAUACUGGUUCUACAUACCAUGCAAUAUCCCAAUCGUUGCUUGUAUUUUCUAGUAUGUAUACAGACCACACUGCUGCCGUUGGACGGGUGAUUAUACAAUAGUAUACAAGUGUAGGGGCGGAUCCAGGUAUUUUAGAAGGAGGUUGACUAUCACGAAGGUUUUACCAGGAAUGUACGAUGUCCUGAGAAAUGUGAGCAAAAGAGGGGUGACUAUUCACCCUUCUUAUCACCCCUGGAUCCGCCCCUGCAAGUGGGAUGUAUCUUGGUAUACGUAAUAUUUGAUGGGAAGUGUAAUCAGCUGACAAAUAUACAACAUUUAUUGUGCA